Aspergillus ibericus CBS 121593 is the source of this 400-nucleotide messenger RNA. It is a transcript of the gene cspA, whose product is annotated as putative cell surface protein. The annotation marks the transcript as partial. Lineage: Eukaryota; Fungi; Ascomycota; Eurotiomycetes; Eurotiales; Aspergillaceae. The record is from RefSeq and is a predicted model, not a curated record. The transcript has a single exon.
CGAGACCACUGUUCCUGGUGCCCCGGGUGCGACCAGUGUUGUCCCUGGAGUUGCUGGCGAGACCACUGUUCCUGGUGCCCCGGGUGCGACCAGUGUUGUCCCUGGAGUUGCUGGCGAGACCACUGUUCCUGGUGCCCCGGGUGCGACCAGUGCCGUUCCUGGAGUUUCUGGUGAAACUACCGCUCCCAGUGUCCCUGGCGAGACUUCUGUUCCUGGUGUCUCUCCCGUUGCCCCUGGCGAGACUUCUGUUCCUGGUACUAGCCCGGCUGCUCCCGGAGAGACCUCGCCGCCUGGCGUUUCUCCUGUUGCACCUGGAGAGUCUGCUCCCUCGGGUGUUUCGCCCGUCGUCCCUGGCCAGUCUGCUCCCUCUGGCGUCUCUCCUGUCGCCCCUGGCGAGUCU